AGACAAUUCAAUUCAGAAGCAUAAUACAUAUACCAUUUAUAUAACGAUAGAUUGAUAAAUAUUUAUUCAUUCUAUUUACUGGUACACUGGUAGCAUACUGAAUAUUUAAAACAAACGUAUGCAAAUGUAUAAAUAUACAUAUAAAUUGAAGUUUUUAUAUUAAUUUACUAAUUAUAAUCAUCAAAUAGAAGUUUGAAGAGGAAAUAAGAUGAAAGAACCUGAAAACGGGAAUCUUAAAUCGAAUACUUUUGAAAAAGUGACGGUAGAUCGUUUCUUCGAGUUAACAGGAGAAUAUGGGUUUUAUCAGAAAUGCUUUCAAGUGUAUAUUAUGUUCUGUGAAUUAUCAGCCUUAUUUAAUAUGAUGAGUAUUGUUUGGACUGCUUAUACCCCAGAACAUGUUUGCAAUUACAACGGAACUUUGGAUGAGGAUGUCGUCAAUGUUACGAGGGAGCAAUGUAGAGUGGUAGCACAUUAUAGGAAUGCAACAAGUAAAAUAUUGACCUGUGACAGUUGGACUUACAGCAAGGAGGAUUUCGACGAGACAGUAGCAACUAAGUAUGAUCUUGUUUGUGAAAGGGCCUGGCUAAAGAGUUCAAUCAUUUCAUUUAUGACGAUUGGCCAAAUGUUGGGCAAUAUGAUAAUAGGGCACUUAGCCGAUAAGUUCGGCAGGAGAAAAGUGAUAAUCAUGGCUUUUAUCGUUGAAUUUAUUUCUUUUUUUGGGGCUGCUUUUAAUUUUAAUUUCUACUUUUAUGUUUUUGUAAAAAUGGUACUUGGAGGAAUCGCACUUGGCGUAGUUAACACUCAUACUGUUCAUGCUACUGAAAUAGUUGGGAAAAGUGCCAGGUUACUACCAUCGCAAAUUAUAAACCUAGGAUGGUCUAUUUUCUAUGUUCUUUUGGGAGUCGUAGCUAUAUAUUAUAGACACUUUAGGAGUUUUUAUCUUACAAUCCCAGGAAUUGUUUUUGUUUAUCUGUUAAUAACUAUCUUUGUUGUGGACGAAUGUCCAAGGUGGCUACUUGUUCAAGGGAGGAAGGAAGAGGCGAUGAAAAUUUUUAACAAGAUUAAAAGGUUAAAUGGACAUGAAGAUAAGGAGUACGAUAUUUAUUUGGAUGUUGUAGAAACUAAAUCUGAUGUCAAACAAGAGACCUUUAGUGACUUACUAAGAAGUAGAAUUCUUCUUUGCAGAUAUCUCAAUCUUGGAUUAUGUUGGGCGGUUAAUGCCUUAGUUUAUUACGGCUUGUCGUUGAAUACUGGAUCACUUGCCGGCGAUAAAUAUGUCAACUUCAUUAUAUCGGGAGCCGUCGAAUUCCCAGCUUACGCCCUAAAUAUUUUCGUCAUGUAUUACUUAGGAAAAAGACUACCAAUUUCUAGUGUUAUGGUCUUUGGAGGUUUGGGUUGUAUUCUUGCAUCAUUUGUUUCCGGUACUAGUUCAUCAGCUUUAUCCUUGUUUGGAAAGUUUUGUAUAACAAUGAGCUUUGGUUUACUUUACGUUGUUACACCAGAACUUACCCCCACAACAAUGAGAACCUACGGAUUAGGAAUUUGUUCAACAAUGGCAAGAGUGGGUUCCAUACUUGCCCCAUUUGCCCAGAAUCUAGACAACGUGAAUCAUUAUAUCGUUCCUUUGAGCUUUGGCUUUAUAUCAAUGACAAGCGGUUUAUUGAUAAUGACUCUACCUGAAACUCACGGAAAAAAACUGCCAGAAAAUCGACAGGAUGCUGAAAACUUUGGAAAAGGGCAAAAGUUAUGUUUUAUACCUAGAACACAGUUAACGAAAUUCUGCAUGAGAUCAAAGAGAGAAGAUUAUAAAUUGGAUAUAAAUCCUAUGGAAGAGAAGACAAAAAUGAUGGCCUAAAAGUUGAAAAAUUAGUAUAAACAUAACAAUUGGUUUGUUUUGAAUAUGCAUGAAUAGGUUUUAUUUUACAGUAAAAGCGAUUACUAUGUACUCGUAUACAAUAUCAUGGAAACUGUCUGUUGACGCUCUAAUUAUUAAAUUAUACUAAAAUCAAUAAGAAUUCCAUUAUAAUUAACCAUAUUUUUGUUUUAAAUUUGCACAAUACUCUAUAGGAGCAAU
Molecule: messenger RNA, 2074 nt
Organism: Dimorphilus gyrociliatus
Lineage: Eukaryota; Metazoa; Annelida; Polychaeta; Dinophilidae
Source: the annotation of a GenBank genome assembly